Molecule: messenger RNA, 6298 nt
Organism: Aquila chrysaetos chrysaetos
Lineage: Eukaryota; Metazoa; Chordata; Aves; Accipitriformes; Accipitridae
Gene: TSHZ1
Product: teashirt zinc finger homeobox 1
Exons: 3
Coding region: 2379-5603 (1074 amino acids)
Biological process (GO): regulation of transcription by RNA polymerase II
Cellular component (GO): nucleus
Molecular function (GO): DNA binding; DNA-binding transcription factor activity, RNA polymerase II-specific
Source: RefSeq, a predicted model, not a curated record
AGGGAGGGAAUGUAAUAGAGAUGUUGCACCGGUGUCGGAGGAGCUCACGUGUAAUUCCUAGAAUUAACUCCAUCCUACCGGUACAAACAGCUCCUUGCUUAAUUGCACGGGAUUAAUAAUUUAAAGCAAAAAGGAAUAAAUCCCCGUCUGCCCGAAAGAGAGCAAAAUUGCAGUUCCGAGUGUUUUCCUUUAGGAAUCAGCUGGGUAGUUUUUAUUUGCUUUCUUGACUUCAAAAAGAAAGGGAAGAACCCUUCUGUUCUUGCAGUUAACAUUAUAUAAAUCCCCAGACACAUACUGUGCAAAAUCUAUUAGCAGCAUGUUUCAUAUGCUGCAGUUCUUGCUCUGCAAUCUGUUGGUAUUUUAAAGUAAGGAUGAACUGUAAUCUCUCACAAAUCAUUUUUAAUUCAACGCCGGUUAGACGUGUGCCACGGCGAGGUAUCAUCUCCUGCGCUUUUUUUUUUUUUUUUUUUUUAAGUUUGCUGGAACAAGACCUCUGCUGAAGUUAAAUCAGCACAUGCGUCUUGCACAGCACUUUAGCAAGUGGAUUAUAAUAACAACCCCCUCAACGCGUGUCUCACAUGAGGAAUCUUUUAUGCCGCGCUGUAUUAAGACUUCUUUUUUUGUCAUAUUGUUUAGCUCUGGGAAAGGAAAAAAAAAUGAAAACAAAGCAAUUAAAAAGAUUGACAGGUAUGGGUUUGUGUGAGACCUAUUUGUAAUUGUCAGGGUGACGUGGGCAAGAGGAGGAGGAGUAACAAACUGAAGCAGGAAAAGCAGCUCGAUGUGUCUGUCUAUCAGUUGAGACUGUCUGAGAGCCCUGGGAUCCGAAUGUGUGUUAUAUUUCAGUGAAAAGAGAAGAGAGGGAGAGUGGAUCUCUUUCUCUCCCAGGAGUUUAAGGGGGGGGGACAGUUCACGUUAAUCUCUCCCACUCAGUGAAUGUCUUUUCUUCCUCCCCCCCCUCCCUCUUUGCACACACUCUCCGGGGUUUUUCUUGGUUUUGGCAAUUUUUUUGUGUGUGUUGUUUUUUGGUUUUUUUUUUUUUUCUUCUGUUGCAGAUCAAGAUCAGCCAAAAAAAAAAAAUCCAUGAUAAAAAAUGUGUUUGCAUUAUAUUUAGUAUCAGAAGAAGCUUCGAUUUGUGGAGGAAAAAAAAGGGAGAGCAAGAGAGAAAAGUAGUCCUCUCCGGUGGUGACACUGUUUGAUCUGUGACUGUUUGGAAGGUGGAGGAGUGACUGACAUUUCCCAUCCGGUGUAUAUGUAUGUAUGGGGGCUUUACUCCUUUUUAUUAUUUGCUUUCUAGCUCUUAGACUAAGUGCUGGGAGGAGAAGGAGAGACUGGAUCGACCUCGUUUUUUGCACAAUGAACAAACUAUUACCAACGCAAUAAAAAACCAAACAAACAAAAAACCCCCCAACAACAACAGCAACAACAACACACAAAUCCACGAGCUUGAAACAAGCCAGCCAGCCAGCGAGCGAGCGAGAAAGUUGCGCUUUGAGACUCUUUGAUCUCGGAGAAAGCCUGAGAGGGGGGGAGUGACUGAAUUUACCGUCUCAUCGCCGCCGCUUGCUCGGCUCUCCACCGCCAAGAAGGAGGAGAAGAAGACGAAGAAGUGAUUAAGGAAAGGAGGGGGAGAAGGGGAGAGAGGAAAAGGAGGAAAAAAAAAAGGAACGAAAGAAAGAUAAUGGAUUUGGGCUACAGAUUGAACUGAUCAAAUCUUAUUUAUUUUGCACAUCUCCACUGGCAUCUUCCCUGCUGCUGCUGCUGCCGAGAGGACUGAAGAGCUUUGUCUUAUAAGGAACUUAAAAGAGAGAGAAAGAGAGAGAGUGUGUGUGAGAGAGAGAGGGAGGAAAAUUAACCUUGUAAAUGAAAACAUUUCCUAAGCAAGUUUUUGGAGUGGCGGCGGAAAUUGGCAUCCCUGUCACCAGUCUGUGGCUUGCCUCAUCCCACACCCCACCUUCCCCCCCGCCCCGCGCACCCCGCUCGCCGCGCCGGGAGCUGACCCGGGGGGGGGACCCGGACCGGGCGAGAGGAGAACCCGACCAAACUUUUUCUCCUUCCUCCCCCCCCUUCCUCCUUCCUCCUCCUCUCCCUCUCUCCCAUUCCUCCCCACCCUCCCUCUCGCUCUUCCUAGGCGGAAUUAGAAGUUGAAUCCGCUUUCUUUUCUCCUUCCUCCCCCUCCCUCCCUCCCUCCCUCCCUCCUUCCCUCCCUCCUUCCUCCCCCCCCCCUUAUUUUAUUUUUUUAUUUGUGUGUGUGUGUGUGUGUGUGCGCGCGGGUGUGUGCGUGUGUGUUUGUUUCUGCAUGAAAAGAGGGGGAUCGGAAGAGGAGUCCUGCGCGGAAACUCUGCGGCGGCGGCGGCGGGCGGCGAGGCGGCGGCGGCAGCAUGCCGCGGAGAAAGCAGCAGGCACCCCGGCGCUCCGCAGCAUAUGUUCCUGAGGAGGAAUUGAAAGCAGCAGAAAUAGAUGAAGACAGCGUGGAAGAUGAUGGGCUGUCUCUGGACAUCCAGGAGAAUGAGUAUUUGUGCAAUGAAGAAGCGGAGAUCAAAGAGGCUCAAAGCUACCAGAACUCCCCAGUCAGCACUGCAACUAAUCAGGAUGCAGGCUAUGGUUCGCCGUUUAGUGAAAACAGCGAUCAGCUGGCCCAUUUCAAAAGCACUUCCUCUAAAGAAGAGAAAGAGGAUCCUCAGUGCACAGACAAUGUUUCCUAUCCACAGGACAGCUUGGCACAAAUAAAAGCUGUGUAUGCAAAUUUGCUUUCAGAGACUUGCUGGUCCAGUUUAGCUUUGGACUUAAAGAAAUCCAAUCCAACCACCAGCAACAAUGGAAUCAGCCAGAAUGAGAACACCACCAGUACUGACACCAAUGCCAAUUCCCAGAGUACUAGUACUACCAGUACCAACACUAGUACCAGUACGACCACCAGUAAUACUAGUAACAGUAAUAGUAACAGUGGUGGCUCGGGUUACGACUGGCACCAAGCUGCAUUAGCUAAAACUUUGCAGCAGACCUCAUCGUACGGACUUCUCCCAGAGCCUAGUCUUUUCAGCACAGUACAGCUUUACCGGCAAAACAAUAAACUUUAUGGGUCCGUGUUCACCGGUGCUAGCAAGUUCCGAUGCAAAGACUGCAGUGCAGCCUAUGACACACUGGUGGAGCUAACAGUGCACAUGAAUGAAACUGGACAUUACCGUGAUGACAACAGAGAUAAAGAAGCUGAUAAGACCAAACGGUGGUCAAAGCCUAGAAAACGAUCACUUAUGGAAAUGGAAGGCAAAGAGGAUGCCCAAAAAGUGCUGAAGUGCAUGUACUGUGGGCAUUCGUUUGAGUCUUUGCAAGACCUCAGCGUCCAUAUGAUAAAAACAAAGCAUUACCAGAAAGUGCCUCUGAAGGAGCCAGUACCAGCCAUCACUAAAUUGGUCCCUUCUACCAAAAAGCGAGCACUUCAGGACUUAGCUUCACCUUGUUCACCUGAGCCAACAGGGAUCACUGCAGAAGCUUCACUGGGUGAGUCUGCAAAGGAUCAGAAAACUGCCAACCCCUAUGUGACUCCAAAUAACCGCUAUGGCUAUCAAAAUGGUGCUAGCUACACUUGGCAGUUUGAGGCACGCAAGGCCCAAAUACUGAAAUGCAUGGAAUGUGGCAGUUCCCAUGACACUUUGCAGCAGCUCACUGCUCAUAUGAUGGUCACUGGUCAUUUCUUGAAGGUGACCAAUUCUGCUUCCAAAAAAGGCAAACAGCUAGUAUUGGACCCUGUAGUGGAGGAGAAGAUACAGUCUAUACCUCUUCCACCCACCACCCACACAAGGCUACCAGCCUCCAACAUUAAAAAGCAGCCUGAUUCCCCAGCGGGCUCCACAAACUCAGAGGAGAAGAAAGACCUGGAGAAGGAAAAGGUUGUGGUCAGUGAAACAGAGAAAAAGAUUAAAGAAGAGAAUGAGGACACUACAGAGAAAUUUGAGCCAACAACUUUGUAUCAGUACCUCAGAGAGGAGGACCUAGAUGAUAGUCCUAAAGGCGGAAUAGACAUAUUGAAAUCCCUGGAGAACACGGUGACAACAGCUAUCAGCAAAGCUCAGAAUGGAGCCCCUUCCUGGGGAGGAUAUCCCAGUAUUCAUGCGGCUUACCAGCUCCCGGGAACAGUCAAACCCCUUCAGCCUGCGGUGCAGAGUGUUCAAAUGCAGCCGUCCUACGCGAGCAGUGUAAAAUCACUGUCGUCAGAACACAAUGCGCUCAUCCAUUCCCCAGGCAAUCUCACACCCCCACCUCACAAGAGCAAUGUAUCUGCUAUGGAAGAACUAGUGGAGAAAGUUACAGGUAAAAUCAAUGUAAAGAAGGAAGAAAAGCCUUUGGAGAAAGAGAAGAGUUCUCCAGUCAAACCCAUGUCACCUGCUGCUAAAGAAAACAAGGACUUCCCAAAAGCAGAAGAAAUAAAUAACAAACAGCAGCCGAAGAAGAGCUCUGAGACAGAAGUUCAGAAGGUCAAAAAGGAUAGUCCAGCAGAAGCACAUACGCCAAAUGGUACAGAGCCACUUAAAACAAAGGUUGCAAAUGGCUGUAACAAUUUAGGAAUCAUCACAGAUCAUUCACCUGAGCCAUCCUUCAUUAAUCCGUUGAGCGCUUUACAGUCCAUUAUGAAUACUCACUUAGGCAAAAUUUCUAAGCCGGUAAGCCCCUCUCUGGACCCUUUGGCCAUGCUGUACAAAAUUAGCAACAGCAUGUUGGACAAACCCAUUUACCCAACCACUCCGGUCAAGCAGGCUGAUGCUAUUGACCGGUAUUACUAUGAGAACAGUGAUCAACCUAUUGAUCUAACCAAGUCCAAAAAUAAACCUCUUGUUUCCAGUGUGGCUGACUCUGCCUCGUCCCCGCUGAGGGAGAGCGCCCUGCUGGAUAUUUCUGAUAUGGUGAAGAACCUCACAGGGCGUUUGACACCCAAAUCUUCAACUCCAUCUACGGUGUCAGAGAAGUCUGAUGCUGAUGGGAGCAGUUUUGAGGAAGCUUUGGAUGAACUGUCACCAGUACACAAGAGGAAGGGCAGACAGUCCAACUGGAACCCUCAGCAUCUUCUGAUCCUUCAAGCCCAGUUUGCUUCCAGCUUGAGGGAGACCCCAGAAGGCAAAUACAUUAUGUCGGACCUAGGUCCACAAGAGCGGGUACACAUCUCUAAGUUUACUGGUCUUUCCAUGACCACAAUUAGCCACUGGCUGGCCAAUGUGAAGUAUCAGUUAAGGAGGACAGGUGGAACUAAAUUUUUAAAGAACUUGGACACAGGACAUCCUGUUUUCUUUUGCAAUGAUUGUGCCUCUCAGUUCAGGACUGCUUCUACAUACAUAAGUCACUUAGAGACACACCUAGGGUUUAGUUUGAAGGAUCUGUCAAAGUUGCCACUUAAUCAGAUUCAAGAACAGCAGAAUGUUUCAAAAGUCCUCGCAAACAAGACUUUGGGCUCACUUGGAAUUGCCGAGGAGGACUUAGGCUCCACAUUCCAGUGUAAGCUCUGUAACCGAACUUUUGCAAGCAAGCAUGCAGUCAAACUGCACCUUAGUAAAACACAUGGCAAGUCCCCAGAGGACCAUCUGAUCUAUGUAACUGAGUUAGAAAAACAAUAGCGUCCAGAACUGGUUUGUGAAGAAAUUGUGCAUGCAGUCCUUGGAAGAAGGAGAGCUGUGUAGUACUCAAGGGGUUAGGAAGCCACAACUGUAUAAGUUAAAUAAUAAUUAAAAAAAAGCAAACCAAGUUGCCACUAUGCCCAAACCCUCUGGAUGCUGAGAAUUGCCACUUUUUGGCAAAAAAAAAAAAAAAAAAGUAUGCAAGCUGUUAUUUAAAACAAGUGUAAAAAUGCUCUUUUCUUUCCUCUUUUUUUUUUUUUUUUUUCCUGUAAAAUACUGCAGUUUAUAGUUAUUUACAAAUGUUAAGCUUUGGUACAAGCUGACCUUUCUAUAGUGUGCUGCAUUGGUAAAUGAAAACAAAAAAAAUGGGGCAAAUGUUGGAUUCUGUUCCUUGUAAAUUGCCAGCAUCAGCUUAAAAAAAUACAUGUUACAUAUCGUACCAUUUUAAACUGUUCAACUUUCUUUGUACCUUCUGGCUGUAUGCUUUCUCUUUUAACUUUUUAUAUUGUCAUUUUAUAUUCGAUUUCUGUGUAUAUAAUGUAAAACCACACUUUUUGAAUAAAAUUUAGUUCCUGCAGCUUGAUAUAAAUAGAGGAAUUUUACUGGCACCUGCAUCUUUCCAGAUGCAUGUACUUAAAGGAACUAUCUGACAAAAAAAUAAAUAAAUAAAAAUAAAGCAAGCAAUGCACUAUGAA